AUGACUAGCUGGACCAGAGCCUUCCAUCCUUAUCCGACACCUCCACGAUCUCCUCCAAAUGGCUUGCUCGAAGCAGCAGGCGAGUCUCCGAUAACUGUGAUCGCGUCGUCUCGAGCCAUCCGAUCCGGACGACUUACCGCGGCCACUAUUGUGAUAUCCAAUGUCACAGGCAAAAUCACUGCAACCUUUGAUUCGAUCGUUCCUGCAUCCGAUUUCCCUCCCAAUACACCUUAUACCGACUACUCGCCGCAUAUACUUCUGCCGGGCUUGAUCGACGCCCAUGUCCAUCUCAAUGAACCUGGCCGCACAGAAUGGGAGGGCUUCUACACAGGGACGCAGGCUGCUGCGUUUGGUGGAGUGACCACUGUCGUGGACAUGCCAUUGAAUGCAGUACCACCCACAACCACCGUGGUGGGGCUGCAAGAGAAGAUCAAAGCAGCGCAAGGCCAAUGCUGGGUUGAUGUUGGCUUCUACGGAGGCAUCAUCCCUGGCAACGAGGGAGAACUCAAGGCUCUAGUCCGAGAAGGAGUGAGGGGCUUCAAGGGAUUUCUCAUUGACAGCGGGGUGGAAGAGUUUCCUGCCGUAUCAUCCACCGACAUCGAGAAGGUCUUUGCUGAAUUGGCAGAUGAACCUACCACUGUCAUGUUCCAUGCAGAGAUGAUACCGCCCAUUGCGGACUCGGUCGGAGAUGACGUCCAGAUAUCGUUACCUCCCUUGCAGCCACACGGCCCCCUGGACGCGUAUAGUACUUUCCUCGAGUCGCGGCCACCCUCCUUUGAGACCUAUGCUAUCGAGGAAAUUCUCUCCUUGGCUCACAUUGCGCCAAAUCUACCUUUGCAUAUCGUCCACCUGUCAGCCAUGGAAGCGAUUCCCUUGUUGAGGAAGGCACGUGCGCAGGGGAUUAACAUCACAGCCGAAACCUGCCCGCACUAUUUGUCCCUGGCUGCGGAACAGGUUGCUCUGGGCGACACAAGGCACAAAUGCUGCCCACCUAUCCGAACCCAGUUGAACCAAGAUCGUCUUUGGGAAGAGUUAACGCAGCAUGCCGAGGAGGGGGUCAUCAAGACGGUAGUGUCCGAUCAUUCUCCCUGCACGCCUGAUCUAAAGAUUCUCCCUUCACACAUUCCGGGACAUAUCUGUCAACCCAAGGACAAGGUCAAAGCCUUACAAUUAGAGACUGACAGAGGCGACUUUUUCUCCGCAUGGGGAGGCAUCUCGUCGGUUGGGCUAGGGCUCCCCAUCCUGUGGACAGAAAUGACCCGCCGCGGUUUGACCGGUCCAGACUCGGCCAUCACUGACGUGGUAACAUGGUGCUGCACCAACACUGCUGCACAAGUAGGCCUGGAAAAGCAAAAGGGCGACCUUGCCGUUGGCUUUGACGCCGAUAUCUGUAUUUUUGACGACACGAAGGAGUGGAUCGUAGAGCCAAGCACGAUGCUCUUCCGGAACAAGUGCUCACCGUAUCAAGGCAAAACCAUGAUCGGACAAGUCAAAGAGACGUGGCUGAGGGGACGGCAGGUGUUUGUAAGGGACGGAAUGAACAAUGGGUUCGUUGGGAAGGAAUGCGAGGGGCAGUUGUUGCUGGAACCAAGAAUCAAGGAAUUGAAGAAGGUCAAGAGUUGGUUCAGGAGGUGGAUUUACGACUUUGAAGGUUGA
Molecule: messenger RNA, 1656 nt
Organism: Fonsecaea nubica
Lineage: Eukaryota; Fungi; Ascomycota; Eurotiomycetes; Chaetothyriales; Herpotrichiellaceae
Product: allantoinase
Exons: 1
Coding region: 1-1656 (551 amino acids)
Biological process (GO): purine nucleobase catabolic process
Cellular component (GO): cytoplasm
Molecular function (GO): allantoinase activity
Source: RefSeq, a predicted model, not a curated record